AUGCAUUUCAAGACCAUAUUAACGCCGGUCGCAUUGGCGGCUGUCGUCAUUGCUGAAGGUGUUGAGCCAUGCGCUCAAGUGAGCAAGCUGGUGGCGGAUGCCAAUCAAAAUAAAAUGAGUGCCAGUGUGCCUCAUGACUUGGCUCAUCGGUGUCUGCUGUCUAUGCCUUUUGAAUCAGAUCGUGCCGUUAGUUUCCUGAGUCAGGUCCGGAAGAUUCUCGAGUUUCAGUCAACGAUUGAUAUUCUCAAGGCACCCCCAUCGGGAUAUACUAUGCCCUCUACGGAUAUUCUCGGCGGAGUAGAUGCAAUCUUGGGAAAGGCCAAGAGCAACAGCUAUUCCAGUCAAUUUGAGAUGGACUUAGAGAUCAAUCAUCUUAUCAGGUCCGCACAUGAUGGCCAUCUGGCAUUUCAGCUUUGCUCGCAAUCAAUUUUCACCUAUGAGAUUGACAUGCCUUUAGUCUCAAUCUCAACAGAUGGACUUGCACUACCGCAUGUAUACGUUUUGGAUGACGCAAAACUACAAAAGAUUGACCCAGAGGCUGUCUCGCCCUUGGUCACUAUCAAUGGCACUGACGUGGCUGUAUAUCUGGAGUCAUAUGCCGAUGGUCAAAAUCUCCAGGAUCGCGAUGCACAGUAUAAUCGAGUAUUUCCCGCACCAGCUCGCACUGUCACCAAUACUCCCACCAACGUGAAUGGGAUUUGGGCCUCUAUUGGAGACUGGACCGAUGGCGCUGGGCUGUCUCUGAAGUUUGCCAAUGGCACCACAAAGAUGAUACAGAAAACUGCCACGCCAAGUGAGAGAUUCUUCUCGUACCAAAAUGGAACCCAUCUCUACAACAUAGAGUGCCUUCCUCGAGGCUUAUCGACCCCUUUGAGCACCUCUUCCGGCGCUGAACAAGCAUCCUCUGAAAUAGCGGGAUACCCAAGCACAGACUGGCGCACCUCGGCCAAUUCAAUCGCCGGCUUCUACUCCAAACUCUCAGACCUCCAGGACACAGCAGUCAUAUUCCUGCCCACGUUCUCAUCCAGCGCAUCAGAGGUAGCCAAGAUCGCAGUCGACUUCUUACAAAACGCCACCGAGGCUGGUAAGAAGAAUGUCUUAAUCGACGUAUCAGCCAACCCUGGCGGAUACAUGUCGAUUGGCAUCGACCUGUCUCGAAUCUUCUUCCCCAGCGCAUCCCCGUACACAGCGACGCGCUACCGCGCCCACGACGCAGCCAAGUAUCUGACCAAGGCGUACGCGCGAGACUCAAGCACGGACUCGAGUAAUGUCUUUGCGUACGACCAGAUGGUUCGCCCUGAUCAAAAAACUAAUUUCGCUUCGUGGGAGGAUCUCUAUGGCCCGCAUCAGGUCCUCAGUAGCCCGGCUUCUAGCCUGCUCGCUAACUUCAACUAUACUUCUACCUCGUCAACGGUCUUUCCUAUCAACGGCUAUGGGUCUGUUCCGCUGAAACCUAGCAGCUCUCUUUUCUCGGCGCAGAACAUCGCUAUUAUCACUGAUGGCGACUGCGUCUCAACCUGUGCCUUCUUCGUCAAGCUGAUGAAGCGCCAGGGCGUCCGCACAAUCACAUUCGGUGGCCGCCCCCAGAAUGCCCCCAUGCAAGCCGUUGGUGGCGUGAAGGGCGGCCAGUCGCUCGGCAUCAACUAUAUCAACGGAUACAUUGAGCAGGCCAAUGGGCUGAUCAGAGACUCGGUCAGCAGGGGAUCCCCGCUGCUGACGCCUGUCGAGUGGAAGGCAUUCAAUGAGUCCAGCCCAAGCACUGCGGCGUCACUGGCCUGGAGUGGGAGUUUGAAUCUGCGGAAUGAAUAUGACCCAGAGGAUGACCAGACGCCGCUGCAGUUCGUUUAUGAAGCGGCUGAGUGCCGGCUGUUCUAUACUUUGGAGAAUUAUUUGGAGCGUGAGACUGUUUGGCAGGCUGCGGCUAGGGUUAUGUUUGGAGGUGGGCAGUGUGUUGAGGGUUCAACUAACGGGAAGGGUAGUUUGGAUUCUUGA
This is a messenger RNA of Penicillium soppii, 1992 nucleotides long. RefSeq lists its product as uncharacterized. Bases 1 to 1992 code for a protein of 663 amino acids. Gene Ontology annotation, molecular function: serine-type peptidase activity. NCBI's taxonomy places the organism in Eukaryota, Fungi, Ascomycota, Eurotiomycetes, Eurotiales, Aspergillaceae. Gene Ontology annotation, biological process: proteolysis. The transcript has 6 exons. The record is from RefSeq and is a predicted model, not a curated record.